Molecule: messenger RNA, 789 nt
Organism: Aspergillus heteromorphus CBS 117.55
Lineage: Eukaryota; Fungi; Ascomycota; Eurotiomycetes; Eurotiales; Aspergillaceae
Exons: 1
Coding region: 157-711 (184 amino acids)
Source: RefSeq, a predicted model, not a curated record
GUUUAAGCUCGCGCUGAUGUUGCCUGAUCCGCGGGGGUGGGGUAUUUAGUCGGUGUCAGACAACAAUCAGCCAACAGACACCUGUCUGUUUCACGGCAAGAACGACUACUAAUCCCAUUCCAUCGCCCUUGUUCCACUCCGCGGGCAUUAGAUCCCAUGCAUCAGAGUGUGCUGUCCUCAAGUACAGACAGUCUGGAAAGAGUCAUUGAUCUCCCUGGAUCGCUUCCUUUUUGCCGAAAACAUGCUCUGGGUCAUUCCUUGUCUGCUGGAACCCCCGUAGGAUGGGCGGUCCCAAAAUGGCCGGUUACAUGUAAGCGCUCUGGGCGUGAAGAAACCAACUUCGAGGCUUCUAGGCUGCGCAGGCUGUCAGUCUGCCUUGCAGAGCGGAUCAUACGUGUUUCCCCAGCACAAUUCGUACAACCACCAAGAGCCGGGGGCCAACCAGAGCGAAGCUCCCAGCGUGGAGCAGAUCUUAUUAUCAAUAUCGGGGAGACAUACUCUAUCAUGUCUGCCCUUUUGCUACCCCCACCCAUAGUCACGGUUGACAUCAGCUUCAGGUUGCUUUUUCUGCAAGCUGAUCCUUCAGCCCGUUGCUGGUCGGGUGCCUGUGCAAUGAACGUACGCGGAGUAUAUCUGCUGCUAAUUUGCCUACAUUCCGAGACUGCCAUUCGCGCACCUGUUGUGCAUUGCCCCCGGCAAGUUGAGUCAUGACGUGCUAGAGGCAGGAAUGUUAACAAUACUACCCCGAUAGCCUGAUUUCGUCAACUCAGCCGGGCAAUCCACACGGCA